This is a messenger RNA of Sclerotinia sclerotiorum 1980 UF-70, 2346 nucleotides long. RefSeq lists its product as hypothetical. Lineage: Eukaryota; Fungi; Ascomycota; Leotiomycetes; Helotiales; Sclerotiniaceae. The coding region runs from base 1 to 2346 and encodes 781 amino acids. Gene Ontology annotation, biological process: transmembrane transport; fungal-type cell wall biogenesis. The transcript has 2 exons. The record is from RefSeq and is a predicted model, not a curated record.
AUGCGACCGACGUUCUCAUCAACACCAUGGGUCCUUUUGACUUCAUUUCUUACUCUUUUCCCUUCUGCUUCAGCAUCAACUCGAUUAAUUGAAUCCAAGUCUUUGAACGCCUGUCAGGAUAAUUCAAGUUUUACGGCCACUUUAUUCGAUGUCGUCUUCACACCCGGAAAUUUAACCUUCACGUUCGAUGUAGUUGGUGUUUCUUCUAUUCAAGGAAAUGUCACUUUCGAUGUCGAAGUCACGGCUUAUGGAUAUCCCAUUUUAAAUAAAGUCAUCGAUCCAUGUACUUCUGGAUUCGCGGGACUUUGCCCGAUGAGUACUGGACAAAUCGAUAUUCAAUCUAACAUUGUUGUUCCUCAAUCUACAGUCGAUAGCAUUCCAUCCAUCGCAUACGGUGUUCCUGAUUUGGAUGCUAAUGUUAAAGUUAUUAUCAAUGGUACCGCGAAUCCAGAUGUUAGUUUGGCAUGUGUCGAAGCUCAAUUAUCAAACGGACAAACCGUCGAUCAAAAGGGCGUGGGAUGGGCAACUGCUGUUAUUGCUGGAUUGGCUUUGGUAGCAUCUGCUGUAACUUCUGGAUUGGGUCAUUCGAAUACUGCUGCUCAUGUAGCCGCCAAUGCCUUGUCACUCUUUGGAUACUUUCAAGCUCAAGCUAUGAUCGGACUCACUUCUGUUCCUCUUCCACCCGUCGUUCAAUCAUGGACUCAGAAUUUCGAUUGGAGUAUGGGUAUAAUUGAGGUUGAUUUCAUGCAAAGCAUCGCAACUUGGUAUCAAAAGUCCACUGGUGGAACUCCAGCUACACUCUUGAAUACUUUGACCACUACAUCUGUUCAAGUCGAGAAACGUUCCAUGGGAAAGAGAUCAGUCGAACAUACCAUUCAACUUCUUACUCGAGCACAUGAAGUGUUGACCAAACGAGCCGAUACUACCACAACAACUGGAUCAUAUCUCGUCAAAGGAAUUAAACGAGUGGCAUUCCGCGCCGGGAUCGAAUCCACCAAUUUAUUCUUGACCGGCCUGGCUUUCUUCUGUAUCUUCAUUGUUUUAACCAUCUUGUUUGUUGCACUGUUCAAAGGAUUCUGUGAACUUGCAGUUAAGAUGAAGUGGAUGAAAUCGGAUAAAUUCGUGGAUUUCCGCAAUGGAUGGUUCACUGUCUUGAAGGGUAUCAUGUUCCGUAUGGUACUUAUUGGUUACCCACAGAUGACCAUUCUAUGCCUUUGGGAAUUCACACAAAAUGAUUCUCCAGCAGAAGUUGUUUUGGCCAUUUUCUUCUUCUUUGGUAUGACAGGGACUCUCGCUUGGGCAGCUAUGAAAGUUGUUCGAAUCGCCAAACGAUCGGUUUUGAUGCACAAAAAUCCUGCAUACAUUCUCUAUUCAGAUCCUUCGGCUCUCAACAAGUGGGGUUUCCUCUACGUCCAAUUCAGAGCGACGGCUUAUUAUUUCAUUAUCCCGACUCUGAUUUAUAUUGUUAUUAAGGGAAUGUUUAUCGCAUUUGGACAAAACUCAUCUACAGUUCAAGCUAUCGCUCUUCUUUUAAUUGAAGCAGCUGCAUUGAUUGGAGCCAGUGUUAUUCGACCAUGGAUGGACAAAAGUACCAAUAGUUUCAAUAUCGCCAUUUGUGCCAUCAACUUCUUAAACACCAUUUUCCUUUUAGUAUUCACGGAUAUUUUCAAUCAACCAGGUAUCGUUACUGGUGUUAUGGGCGUUGUUUUCUUCAUCAUCAACGCAGUUUUCUCGUUGGUUCUUCUCAUUCUUGUUCUACUUGCUACCGUCUAUGCUUUUUUCCGCAAGAACCCAGAUAGCCGUUACUUACCAAUGACUGAUGAUCGUGCAUCAUUCAUCAAGUCAAAUACGGGCUUGACCACUGAGCUGGAUGCUUUGGGAGCUACCGCCAGAGGAGAUAAGGCAGGAUAUAAACACAAUCUCGAUUUGGAUGAUGACAAUGAUUCAUGGUCAUCUGAUUCCAUGAGACAUCCAGCAAAUAUGCCUCUUCCACCUUCUACAGCAGGUACAGGAACAUAUGGAGAGUCAAAUCCAUCAGUUAGAGAUGCACCUCAUUCACCAGUUGAUCCAUCGGUCCCUCUUUUCCCAGCAAGUGGCUCUCGUGGUCCACCACCAAAUUAUCAAGAUGGAGGACGCAAUAGUAAUGCUCCUUUAAUCUACGGAAAUGAUAGAUCGAACAACGCAUCACCAGCUCCAUACAGAGAUAACCUUUCGACAUCAAACUUGUCGCAAUCAGGAUAUAGAUCACAAAAUAGUGGUAGUCCUGCGCCUGGGGGUUUCAGACCUCAGAAUCAGAACCAAAGCAACGCUAGUCCUUGGCAACGUGGAGCAGGUUAUGACCAUUAA